Carassius auratus (goldfish) is the source of this 3708-nucleotide messenger RNA. RefSeq lists its product as uncharacterized. Lineage: Eukaryota; Metazoa; Chordata; Actinopteri; Cypriniformes; Cyprinidae. Bases 1 to 3300 code for a protein of 1099 amino acids. The record is from RefSeq and is a predicted model, not a curated record. The transcript is spliced from 23 exons. Gene Ontology annotation, cellular component: plasma membrane. Gene Ontology annotation, molecular function: transmembrane signaling receptor activity.
AUGCUUCUGCAUGAAGACAUUUCUGAUUCAGCUCUAGAUCGUAAGCCAAACGAUUAUUCAGAAUUAUCUGCAGAACAACAUCAAGAUGUUGCAAGGAAGCUAUUGCAGGACGUGUCUGUAAAGGAUCUAUACUCCUACCUGUCAGUAGUAAUCUACAUGGGUCUGGUGAAAGUUCCUGCUCUGACAGAUUACUGGAAUGGGUCCAUACAGCUACAAGCUGUACAGUAUGUGGACAAUUUCUACACCAGCCCAUCACUGUUCAGAGACCUCCUCCAGAAGGGCAUCUGGGCCUGUGGGACAACUCACAGCAACCGGUACAGAGGAGAUGAGGACGAGAGAAGUGGAGAAUGGACGGAGCUGACUGUUCCUAAACCUGCUGCAGUGGCUGACUCUAACAAGAACAUGGGAGGAGUUGAUCUGUCUGAUGCCCUCAUCGGCUAUUACACUGUUCUCCGAAAGACCAAGAAGUGGUACCGCGGCCUAUUCUACCACUUCGUUGAUAUCGCUGUGGUGAAUACGUUCAUCAUUCAUCAGCAGAUGGCUUUAGCUUGGAACCAAAAACACAAAGAGAGUUCCAUGAAGUCCUGGUUCUGGAGCUUGAUGACUGGAAUGACCUGCUCCUUCUGCUGCAGCUCAAAUUACAGCAGGACCCUCGGGCAAUGCAUGCCACAGGCCCAAAUACCAAAUACAUCUGUGAUGAUUCAAGGAGGAGAUGCAGAAUGUGUUGAAAGCUACAGCGGUGGGUCAAACCAUGUAUUAACUGUUCAGACUGGAGGAUCUGUCACCAUCCCAUGUUAUUAUGACAAGAAAUACACACAGCAGAAGAAAUCCUGGUUCUCAGAGAUUGAUAAAACACACACAUACACAAACACAACAGAUCAGAAUCUGUCAGUAAUUGAUCAUCCUGAUCAGAGUCUCUUUACUGUGACUAUGAGAAACCUACAGAACAAACACAAUGGAGAUUAUUAUUGUGUUGUGGAGACUGGAGAACAACCACCAAAAAAUACAAUAUACAAGGUUUUUCUCAAGAUUCAGUCUGCUCCUGAUGUGUCUGUGGUGAACAGCAGUGUCUCUGGACAUGAAGGUGGUGAUAUCAGUGUUCAGUGUCUCUACAGUUCUGGAUAUCAGAAUAAAACCAAACGUUGGUGCAGAUAUAAAGAUCAGAGAUGUUACACAGUGGGGAGGACUGACACAUCCCAGAAUCCAUCAGUGCAGAUCAGUGAUGAUGAUGAGAGAAGAUCCUUCACUGUGCUGAUGACUGGACUGAGACGGACUGAUUCUGGCUGGUACUUCUGCUCUGUAGGAGAUGCACUGAAUCCUGUUCACAUCACUGUUCAGAGAGACAAUGAAAAUAAAAGUGAGGCACUGAAUCCUGUUCUCAUCACUGUAACGGAGGCAGAACCAGGCACUGUCAGUGACAAAGAAAAUCAAACAGGGAUUCUCAAGAAACAUAAUAAUGAAACAAAACACACGGAGAAGGCACAAAAUAAUGGACUCCUGAUUGUGUGGCUUCUUCCAGCUUUAGCAGCACUUCUGCUGUUCUUGAUUCUGGUCGGUGUUUUCACCUGGAGAUGGAGACGGAGACCCAAACAAGAUAAACCUCACAUCAGAGGGAGAAACAGCAGCAGAACCACUGACAUGAUCUUCUCUAAACCUGAAGAUCCUGUGAUAUACACCACUAUAAAUGAUGAAAUCCCACAUGAUCCCAACAAGGACAUAACCUACAGCACUAUUGUUCAUGAUCCUGGGAGUGAAGCGAUGAAGUCUCCAUCAGGUGAUAAUUCUGCCCUUCCUGUGAAAGAGGAAACACAGAAACUUCAAGAAGUGACCAGUUCCUCACGCAGCUAUAUGCACAUGCACCUGGCUGAUGUUGUCACCAAUCCGGUCUACGAACUUCCGUUCACUCACCACCAGAGGUCAGCCGCUGAUAUGGAAUCUUUACACGGGCCCUGUGUGCUACUCAAAUACACCUUCAAAAUGAUGAAGGAGCAUCCUCCUCAGCGGCUUGAUGAGACACCUGUUGGGGCCGCUGAUACUGAGAUUAAAGGAGGGAGAACGGAGCCGGAGAAAGAUGAAGAAGAGUUUCUGGAAGAGGUCUGCUCUCUGUUUGUGUGUGCAAAAUACAACCUGCAGCUCAGGCUGAGAAGAACCAGAGUGAGACGGGAUACUGUUGCAGAUUUACUGAUGGAAAAGAAAUGUUCAUUUCAGGUUCUGCCUUUUACUCACUCUGACGGUCACAUGGCUUGUUCUCCAUUUCUCUUUGGUGUUUUACUUUGCACCGCAGGAACUUUGAGCAUGAAGACAUUAAAUCAUGUAACUCUGAAAGAAAAUGGAAGCAUUACAAUCCCCUGUCUGUAUGAAAAUCAGUAUAAACCAAACUUAAAAUACUGGUGUAAAGGGUAUUUUUGGGCUUCUUGCAAAGUUAAAGCUCAUGCAAAUGCUACAGGGAAAUGGACUAUAACCGAUUAUCCAGCCUACAAUAUUUUUACUGUGAAACUCAACAAUCCAACGUCAUCAGACUCUGGAUCUUACUGGUGUGCUGUGGAGAUCGGCACUCAUGCAAACCCAGAUUACAGAAAAUAUUUGUAUGUAACCGUUAAAUCAGCUCCUGAUGUGUCUGUGUCGAGCAGCAGUGUAUGUGGACAUGAAGGUGGUGAUAUCAGUGUUCAGUGUCUCUACAGUUCUGGAUAUCAGAAUAAAGUCAAACAGUGGUGCAGAUAUAAAGAUCAGAGCUGUUACACAGUGGGGAGCGCUGACACAUCCCAGAAUCCAUCAGUGCAGAUCAGAGAUGAUGAUGAGAGAAGAUCCUUCACUGUGCUGAUGACUGGACUGAGACGGACUGAUUCUGGCUGGUACUUCUGCUCUGUAGGAGAUCUGCAGGUUCCUGUUCAACUCCUUGUUCAGAGAGACAAUGAAAAUAAAACUGAAAGUGACGAUGCUGGUCUAUUUCCCUCCAUAUGCAGAAACCAAACCGCAGGCAAAAAUAUGGAGGACAGCAACUUCUCCCCUGACGGCUCAUCUGACCAGAUGCACUGGACUUUUCUCCUCCUCUAUACUGCUCUGCCUCUGCUUCUGUUACUCAUGCUGGUUUUAGUAAUCUGGAGGCUUGCACAAAAACACAAAGGGGCUUUGAUCCAAAAACGAGGACCAGACGUCUAUUCUGUGGCAAAAAGUCCAAUGACUGUUGCGUAUGACACUGUGGUCUUCAAGAAAGCAGAAGAUGGUGAACAAAACCAGGUCUCCAUUAGCCGUCCUCCUGAACGAUAUGAAGUGAUCUACAGCACUCCAAAACUUCAAUAACAGAUGAUCUCUGGUCAUUCACAUUAUGAAUAUUACAAUGUUAAGUAAUGACAUCUUCUGUUAGGAAAUUAAGUGUUGCAUGCAUGAAAGGUCAAGAUUAAAUCAGAUUAUUAGAAGCAAUCUGUAAAAUUUUCACUGUUGGUAGAGGUACAUGUACUUCUGCUAUUCUGCUUUUGUUCUUAGUCGAUGUAAGAAGCAAAACUGAAACAUCUUUAACACGUCAGAAACUGACACAAUGAGUUCUGGUCAGUUUAUGAUUAGUUACACAACUUCAGAGAAACCAGAAAACAAUUUACUGGAUUACUCAAUAUUUGUCUUAAGAAUAAAAAGCAUUUUUUUUUUAUUGAGCUGCUAUAUAUUUUAGCAUUUUUAUUGUUGUUUGUGUAAGGCUUAGUUGUAAAAAGUACU